AUGUAUAAAUAUUCUGCGCCAACUUCACCGACUCUUUCCGCAAGAACAUCACAUUCUCUCACUCAUUCAAUUAGAACAGCUGAGGCGACUUCUGGUAAAAUGGUCAUUCUUACUCGCGCUGAUAUACGUGCCUCACUUGAAGCAUAUGAACAGCUUUUGGCUUCUGCAAAGAUAUACAGGAAUCAAAUGAUAGCUCUUUCACAGGCCACCGCUAAUUUUGGUCAGUCAUUGGAAAGAAUUGCUCGUUGUAAAGGAGCUUUAGAAGAUGGACCAAAUUUUCAAGCUGCUGCUGGCUUACAUUUUCUUAUGUCAAAUCAUUAUCAACUUUUGGGUGAUACAUUUUACAAAAAUUUUGAAAUCCCAUUGUUGGAAAAUCUUGAUACGCAUAAAUCAACAGUCAUUGCAAGCGAGGAAAAUUAUGAUAAUACAUUAACAGAGAUGAGUAACAAAAUUAAAGAAACGGAGGCAGAAAAUUUACGGAUUGGUCUUAAACGUCAAAGAGAUCUUACACAGUUUCGUAGAGCUUUACAAGAUUUGACUAGACAAGUAGAAGAUUUAGAUCGGAUGAAAACUGAAUAUCACAGGCAAACAUUAGAAACUGAACAAAAUAAUCUUAAAUUUAUUCUUUCAAAAGUCUCGACAGUUAUUAAGGCUGAAGUGGAUAUUUUUGAUAGAAUAUCUAGUAAAGGUUUAGCGGAUCCCUUGUUAGACACCAUGGUAACACAAGGUACUGAUCCUUUCUGCACAUAUCAAACUGCAGAUCAAUUUUCUGAGAUAUUUAGCGUUCUUCCACCAGUUCCAAUAAUCAAUCAUACUGCCGACAUUUCAAGCACAACCACAACAGUACUAAACAGUUUUUCAAAUGAUUUUCAAAUUUAUAGUGAUGAGAAUAAUUAUUAUCGUCCACAAUUAUCAACCCAAAAAGAAAUUGUUGGUGAUGAUGAUGAGGCUCAAGGAACCUCUAAGGAAGCAGAGGGAAAAGAAAGCAAAAAUAACUUUGGAUCUGAAAAUACACCUAUGUUAAAGGAUAAUAAACAAAAUACAACUAUAGUAACUUCCAUUGACAUUAAUAAAUCAUCAAAAAAAUCAUCAUUAUUAUCAUCGCCUAAUAAUAUCAACAAUAAUAUAGCAAUGAAUCCAGUACAACAUCUACAGUCAUCAUCACUCGUCAACUCUGUUAUAUCUCCAUUUGAUCAUCAACAUUUUGACAAGUCAAAUGAAAGCGCAAUAAACAUUCCGGAUGAUGCCGAUAUAUUAAAUAACAAAGAAUUCAAAUUUGGAAGUGUUGAUGAUAGUAGAUUUGGUCAAAGUUUAACUAAAGAUUCAUCGUCAUUAUUGUUUGUACCAAAUGAUGAAAUAAUGAAAUGA
Messenger RNA from Entrophospora candida, 1368 nucleotides. NCBI's taxonomy places the organism in Eukaryota, Fungi, Glomeromycota, Glomeromycetes, Entrophosporales, Entrophosporaceae. The record is from the annotation of a GenBank genome assembly.